UCGCGGUCGGGUAGUGGAAGAGCAAGCUUGGAGAGCUGCCGCUGGAAACAGCACGCACUUUUAAAACGGACCGCGUAUCAAUCACACGUCAUUGGAAUGGAAAAACCAACACGGGCGUCUUAAAUUUGCGUUGGAAAGCUCAAAGAGCCCUAUCCUUAUCCGCCAGCCGAAAGUGCCAGUGCCCUCAUGGAGGACAAGAGGAAGAAAAGGAGUCCCAAAGUGUCGCUUCCCCAUCCCCCUCCUCCACCCAUCAACCCUCGAAAGCUCACCGUUCUCCCGGCGAGCAAGAGCGCCACAUUCUCAUUGGGUCUGCCCCAUCCCCCCUCCCCCAAACCCAGGGGAAAGUGCAAGAGAUCGGUGGGGGCAAUGGGUCCAUCUAAAGAAGCACUUGCCGUUCCUGUGGUUCCCCCUAAAAACACAAGACCUCACAGAGAGAAGCCCAGAGCUCCUCAGCCCGCCGGACCUAGUCGCGUGUCCCAGUCCUCCUCACCUCUCCAGCACUCAUUCCUCACCGAUGUCUCCGAUGUGAGAGAGAUGGAGGGAGGACUGCUUAACCUGCUCAACGACUUUCACUCUGGAAAACUGCAGGCUUUCGGUAAGGUGUGCUCCUUUGAGCAACUUGAACAUGUGAGGGAGAUGCAGGAACGUCUAGCCCGGCUCCAUUUCAGUCUGGACAGUCAUGUGGAGGAGCUGUCUGAAGACCAGAGAAAAAAUGCUUCGGACCGCAAUCUUGAACACCUGCUUUCUAACCUGGAAGAAUUGAGCAGCUCCAUACAGAAACUCCACCUGGCAGAAAAUCAAGACCUACCCAAGACCUCCAACACCUGAAGCAAGAAACCAAACCCCGCCGACCAUCAAAUCACUGUGCAGACCUAAGCCCAAGUUGCCAUGGCUACAACUCAACUGCAAGUUAAUGAGCGCCAUCAUCGUGAUCCGUGACUAAUGCAAUACUAAGUGACGGCAGCAGCAUAAAAGCACAUUCUCCAUGUUAAUGAAAUUCAACGGCAAAAAAGGCACUACUUGCUUGUCUAAAUAUUUUAUUAUUGCAUUUAACAAUUCGUCCAAUGAUUUUAAACCUGAAAGACAUUUUUGUUAAAGUGUUUAAAUUGGGAUAAAUAGUAACUCUAGGGUUUGAAUGAGUUAAUCACAGGUUCUUUCAUCACUGCUAAAGGCUGACUACUUCGGAAACCCGAGAUCUAGAAUUAUUAUCAAUCAUGACAGCAGUAAAGGAGAAAAUUAACACUUGCAUUAUUCGUCAACGAGCACAUACACAAUGGAUUUUCUUUUUGUUAUCGGUCGGUGUUCUCUGGAAUGAUGUAGUAAAUGGCUGUGGAGUAGCUAUAAACUCACUCAGGACUGCUUGAGAUCAUUGAUCUUAGUGCCUCUUCUCAGUCUCUAGAUUACAUUGAUUGUUUUACCGGAAGGUCUUCAUGGGACUCUCGAAAUGAUGGAAUGGAGUUUUUUUGUAGAUGUUUGUACAUUAAAAUUGAAGUAAAGGUUAUUUCAAAUAAUGUUAUAUUCCAUGUUUGUAAACUAGAGUUUUAAAUAUGUUAUGAACUAUCAUGAUAGAAGUUGUUUGUAAAAGGAACUGAUGGAAAUGUGCAGGAUUUGUAUGUGUGUUAUUGUAUAAACUAAAUUGAAAACAUAAUGGAAUCAGGCAUUUUCCAUUGAUUUCUUGGUAAUUCUACAAUUAGAGAGGAGUUGACUCAAGAACUGCUCCAUUUUUUCAUGGAGCACAAUAUUGUAUUUGAAACCUGUAGAUUUGUAUAGUCUCUAGUCCAAAGCACAAAAGCAGUGCUGUAACAUCUUGUGCUGUAAGAUCUGCAGUGGAUCAAAACUGCUGCAAAAAAUGUUACAUAUCCAUACAAACUUACUAACAACAACCCCUUAUGAAAAGCCAGUCUUCUCGUUUCACUUAUAAAACAUCAGCACAACAAAUCAACAAGUUCAGAGAAAAGUAAAAGAAACACCUGUUUGAAUUGUAUAUAUAUAUAUUUCAUAAUGCAGUAACUUCAUUUCACAGCUGACCUCCGCUAUGCCUACCUCCAAAUAUUUCAAUAGAGAAUCAGUACUGUUGCAAUUGAGGGGAAGUCUGUUUAAAUUCAUUCAUGGCAGGAAUCUGAUCUUGCAUCUGCACGUACAGGCUGUAAUUGAAAGAAUCAUUGAAAAAUGACAUUUGUAUUCUUUCUGAGAAUUAUUUAUUAGUUAUUUAAAAAAAAAGAAAAUAUCAGUGUCCUUUGCUUUUUGUCCAUGUUUUUUGUUUAUCUGUGCAUAUAAACUAUUUUCUAUUUGUGUGCUUUAAGUAAUAAAACUUAAUGCAACAAUUAACUCA
This is a messenger RNA of Pimephales promelas (fathead minnow), 2332 nucleotides long. RefSeq names its product coiled-coil domain containing 28B (gene ccdc28b). NCBI's taxonomy places the organism in Eukaryota, Metazoa, Chordata, Actinopteri, Cypriniformes, Leuciscidae. The record is from RefSeq and is a predicted model, not a curated record.